AAUCUUUGGCGCGAAACUCCAAAAAUUUCACUUUCCCUUUAUCGUUUAUAUUCUUUUCACUCAUUUCUCCAUUUUCAUUUCAAAUUAGGGUUCCUCUUUUCAUCUCAGAUCUCACAUCUCACAUCAACACCCAUGCAAAUGGAAAACUCCGUCACAAUCGACCUAGAAAAUACUCCACCUCCUCCACCACUUCAAGAUCCAUCACCUAAUCGCCCAAAAUCCAACCCUCGAAAACGAAAGAAAGAGCUUAAUUCGGUGUUACAGAACCUACGUAGUCCCGAAGAGAAACAAUCUCACAUCGAAACCCUUGAAAAAGAGCUCGAAGGGUUGUUUGAGUACUAUAGAGUGGUUUUGAGUAAGAAAGUUGCUGUUGACCUUAAGCAAUGCGGUGGUUCUAGAAACGCUGUCGUUGCGGCGUUGAUGGAGGAGAGCGAACUUCCGUUGUCGAAGCUUGUUGAUGAGAUUCAUGGGAAGUUGAAUAGUGAGCUGGCGAAUGGGGGAAUUGUGUUGGCGGAAAGUUUUAACUCUGCUUUGGUGAAAAGUAGCGUGUUGUUUAUUGGACAGAGGAUGAUGUAUGGUGUUCCUAAUGCUGAUGCUGAUAUACUUGAGGAUCAUUCUGAUUCAUGUCUUUGGUGUUGGGAGACUAGGGAUGUUAAGUUGAUUCCAAAAUCUGUUCGUGGAGAGCUUGUUGUUCGACGCACUUGCAGGAAAAAGAUCCAUGAGAGAAUUACGGCUGUGUCUGAAAUGAUAGUGUCACUGAAGAAACAAGAGAGUGAGCCUAACUAUAAUCAAGACUUAAUUAAGACCUCAAAAAAGCUCAGUAAAACUUGUACCGAGGCAGAUAUCCGAGUGAUAGUUGAAGGCUUGUUGCAGAAAAACAGCGAUGACAUGGAUAAGAAAAAAGCAAACCAAGAAGAAAAAUUGCUAAUUAAACAGUUGGAUAGAAAUAGAAGAGAAGCUGAGAAAGAGAAAGAGAAACAAAACAUGCAAUGUGAACUUCAAACAGAUACACUUGCCAUUGAAGCGGAUUUGAAAUUGUCCCCAGGUGAGGUAAGGAGUGAUGAAAAAUGUAGUGAACAGAGGAAACAACAAAAGAAGCAGGUAGAGGAAGCAGAAAAAGAUCAGCGGCGUCGAGAAAAAGAAGAAGCUGAAUUAAAAAAGAAACGCAGUUUACAAAAACAAGUCUCAAUCAUGGAACGUUUUCUGAAAAAAAGUAAACCUAAUCCCUCUGAGAACGACAACGUUUUAAUUGAGCCAACUACAUCUGAUAUAAUCAGCAAGAGUGAAAGUGUGUCCAAGUCAGCUACUCUUUCAAUGGAUAAUGUUCUUGCCUCAAGUGGUGAUAUUACACAUGAGGAUAUUCGCAGGUCACACUUUUCUUCAUGGCGCUCUUUAGGACAAUCAAUACGCUCAAACAGAAAACAGAGAUGGGGUUUACGUCAGAAUCCCAAGAUUGAACCUGUUAACAAACUUAAGCUUACAGAUACUAAAGCUGCAAUUCAUGAGGAUGAGGUGGGCAUGGAAAGUCAUGUAGACCGAUUGGGAGAAAGUAGUCCAGAUAGUAAUUCAUGCUCAAUGAAUGCAGACAGUACUCAUCCUGAUGUCAAGAAGUACUAUCGAGGGAGACAAUUAUUACAGUUUGAUAAGGCUCAUAGACCAGCCUUUUAUGGUUUUUGGCCCAUUAAAAGUCAUGUUGUUGGACCAAGGCAUCCUUUAAGGAAGGAUCCAAGCGUUGAUUAUGAUGUCAGCAGUGACGAGGAAUGGGAAGAGGAGGAACCUGGUGAAAGUCUUUCAGAUUGUGAAAAAGAUGAAGAGGAAUGUCAAGACGAAGGUUCAAAAUCUGAUGCAGAAAGUGAAGAUGGAUUUUUUGUACCAGAUGGAUAUCUCUCAGAAGAUGAGGUUGCACAAUUGGACAAACUGGAAACAGAUGUUAGCCUUGAGGAGGCUGAUAGCUCAAAUUGCUCUAAAGAUGACCUAGAGACUGAGGAGUUUUGUGCUUUGCUACGACAGCAAAAAUAUCUUAACAAUUUGACAGAGCAUGCUCUUCGUAAAAAUAACCCUGUGAUUAUACCAAAUUUUGUUCAUGACAAUGAGGUUUUGGUAUUGGAUCACAAUAUUAGUGGAACUCCUAAGCAGGAGCAGAUGUGCUUGCAAGCCUUGAGUAUGUACACAAUUCCUGGUAGCUCAUAUAUAGAAUUGUCAACAGAUAAAAUGCAAGACGAGGACCAAGAAUCCUCCCCCUCUACUGGCAAAGGUGUUGCUACUCCACCGUCUGAUUUGGUUGCCAUACAGGACUCAGAUCUACCUUUAAUUGUGACCACUAUUCAGAGUUGUUCUCAGGGCAUAAAUAAAGUGUUAGGGUCUUUGCAACAGAAAUUUCCUUCUGCUUCAAAGUCGUUACUGAGGAAUAAAGUACGAGAAGUAUCAGAUUAUGUUGAUAACCGUUGGCAGGUGAAGAAAGAAGUAUUGGUUAAGCUUGGCAUGGUAGUUAAACCUGAAAAGAGCAGCGGGGGACCAAGAAGUAUUGCUGCAUUUUUCUCUAAAAGGUGCUUGCCACCUGCAGGUGAAAGCGUGAAACCUGGUGAAACUUCACCUCUGCCAUCCCUGAAAUCAUUUUCUGCCGCACAUGAUCCCCAAGACAGCAAAUCACAUGAUAUCUAGUAUCCGUGUUCUUGCUGGAGGAUGGCAUUUUUGCUUCUUUUAGACUUUCCGACUGUUUUUGUAAAAAUUGGAGAUGGUGGGUUUCACUUGAUGCUCGUUUAUGUAAGGAAGCUUCUGAAAAUCAUUUGACAAUACCGUCUUACUUUUCUGUAAUGUUGGUUAUAUUGUAAAUAGUAUUUCUAAGUCUCUUUGGUGCCGUCUCUAGACUAUGACAUGAUAUUAUGAAUUCAUAUAUGGAUUUUGCAAAAGACGCCUUGUGUAAUGCACAUGGCAUUUCAAAUUAUUUAUUUGUUUCAAACUUGAA
Messenger RNA from Cicer arietinum (chickpea), 2965 nucleotides. Its product is annotated as chromatin assembly factor 1 subunit FAS1. The record is from RefSeq and is a predicted model, not a curated record. Gene Ontology annotation, cellular component: nucleus; CAF-1 complex. Gene Ontology annotation, biological process: nucleosome assembly. NCBI's taxonomy places the organism in Eukaryota, Viridiplantae, Streptophyta, Magnoliopsida, Fabales, Fabaceae.